UCUUGUUCCCCUUGUUCUUUGGAAGUGUACUCAAUCAAAAGAAACUGCUUCAUCUUCUCCUGGAUGGGAUCAGUUACUUCUUGUGGACCCAUUCCGAACAGAUCCCAUUCGUUAUUAAGCGUUUUGCAACAUUAUUAUAAUCCCGGGCGACAUUCCCCGUCGACUCCGGCAGUUCUCGGCUCGGCAGUAGCAAUCGUGUCGAAAAUUGACUUGUCAUGUGCAAUGCCUGGGAGAGCCAAGUGAAAGACGAAAUAGAUUAGAAUGAGGCGACGUGAGGUGAUGUUUUUACCCUUUCUCGUGGACGUUUGGCUGCUCGUUCUUUUGAUUUACGGGAGUGGUGGUCAAGUGGAAGCGAAUGCUGCCGCCACGACAUUGGAGGAAAACGAACGGUUCCCUUCCAAACUUGUACCUGACAAUCUCCAAGGCGAACUCGGUGGUCGAUCGGACUUGACGCCCCGACAACCCUCCAAGGUUGAGAAUUUGGGCUCGAUUCUGAAGCGAGGAGUGGCCAGACUGAGGAACCAUCCCCACCAAGAAGUGGAUCUCGUUUUCCUGGUGGAUUCAAGUGCCUCCGUUGGAGCGGAGAAUUUCCACAAUGAAAUAAAAUUUAUCAAAAAGCUUCUAGCGGACUUCACCGUGUCCUUCAACACGACUCGGGUGGUGGUGGUCACGUACAGCUCCGUAGAUCAAGUGAUCCGUCAAGUGGAUCACAUUUCCAGUCCCUCGCCCCUUUUCCAGAAAUGUUUCUUGCUCGACGAGGAAAUCCCAGCCAUUUCGUACAACAGCGGAGGCACUUACACCUUAGGAGCACUCAUGCAGGCCUUGGACGUGCUCCAGCAUGCUCGAACGUAUUCGACCAAGGCCGUGUUCCUCAUCACAGAUGGCUAUUCCAAUGGUGGAGAUCCAAGACCCACGGCCGACCUUUUGAAACGCCUAGGCGUGACCUUGUUCACUUUUGGGAUCCGAAAUGGCAAUGUAAAGGAGCUUUUGGCCAUGGCCUCAGAGCCUAAGGCCGAGCAUAGCUUCAUCUUGGAUUCGUUCCAAGAGUUCGAAGCUCUCGCCAGAAGGGCCCUUCACGAAGAUCUGUCCUUGGGUGGAUACGAACCCGAGUCUCCAACGGCAUGUUCCAAAUUAUGUGCGUGGAAUGACCUGUCGCAAGUACCCGUCUCCAGUGGCUUUUGUUGUGAUCCCCGAGCCAUGUGUGCCUGUGGAACACACACGGGUCAACAUUUAUGCCUUUGUCCACCGGGCUAUUUCGGCCAAGGGAUCCAAGAAGGCGGAUGUCAGGCUUGCCCAGAGGGCACUUACAAACCCCAAGUGGGUCCAGGGGAACGGGAAAGUUGUCAAAGGUGUCCUUUGCCUCAUCAAACGAGCCCUCGAGCAAGUACGAGUCAAGAACAAUGCUCGUGUCAACCCGGAUUCCAUAUGAGCGAGGGAAAAUGCCAGAGACUGGACUGUCCUCCCUUGUACCCACCGGCCAACGGCCAUUUCAUCCGCGACCACUGCAUUAACGUGUUCAACUCUGCGUGCGGCAUUCGGUGCCAUUCCGGCUUUCAACUUCAGGGCUCGGCUGUGCGGACUUGUUUGCGCAACGCCACAUGGAGUGGAACCGAGACGAGGUGUCUGGCCAAGUCCUGCCGCUCUUUGAACGCACCCCGUAAUGGACAUAUUCAGUGUUCCACUACCACGAGCCCCAAUGCCAUCAUCCGCCAUGGUCACGAGGUGGACACGGAAUGUCUCUUCUCGUGUCAGGUGGGCUUUCGAUUGGUCGGGUCCCGACGACGCUCCUGUCUGCCCAAUGCCCUCUGGACCGGACUUCCUGGAUAUUGCCGACCCAUAACCUGUCCCGUUUUGCGACGUCCCAAUCAUGGAGACGUCUAUCCUCCUCAGUGUGGCCAACGCAAGAUGCCCUUUGGUCGGCGAUGCGCUUUCUCUUGUCACGCUGGAUUUCAAGUUCAAGGUCCCGCGCUUCGAGAAUGCGUCAUGCCUGGCUUAUGGAGUGGCAGCCCUCACAGCACCAGAUGCGUGGAUGUGGCGUCACCAAUAAUUGAUUGUCCUCCAGACCAAGAAGUCGAGGCUGCUCGGGAUCGUCAUUAUGCCGUGGUCCAUUUGGAAAUACCUCAAGCGAGCGAUAACUCUGGCUUGGUGCCUAAUGUUUUGUCAUCUCCGGUUUUGGUGCCGGGGCAGCCCAUGAAAUUGAAAAUUGGUGUCACGACCAUCCGUAUCUCUGCUAGCGACCUCUCCGGGAACCGAGCUAAAUGCGUCUUCAAGGUUACUGUCAAAGACACUCAGGCCCCAACGGUGGACUUUUGUCGCUCUCCACCACCAUUUCUGACUCAACCUGGCUUGGGCCAUGCCGAUGACAUCGAAUGGGAUGAGCCGAUAUUUCACGAUAACUCCCUGGGCCCUCUAAGGGUGAACCAAACCAAGGAAUUUGGCCGAUAUAUGCUCGGAACAACCCAAGUGAUCUAUUCCGCCCAGGACGAGGCCGGGAACGAGGCCGUUUGCAAGCUCGACAUCUCAGUGCAAGAGGACUUUUGUCAAUCACCACCCGAUCCUAUUUAUGGCCACAAGAAUUGUUCGGAUUCAAUUGAUCGCGUGAUCUGCUCACUUUCAUGCCAUCACGGAUACGCCUUCGCCUUAAAUCCGGACAGCUAUUAUUUCUGCGAGAAGUACAACACUGUCAAGGAAGUCUGGCUGCCGGAAACCAACCCUCGUCCAUUCCCUGAAUGUUCCAUCAUCAGCCAUUCCAGGCUCCUUGUCACUCCUGGCCAAGUUGCCUUCAACGUUCUCCAGAAGAGGAAGAAGAAGGAGAAGGAAAAGCAACGCCAGGAAAUGGAAAUGGAACAAGGACCUGACUCCGUGUGUAGUGAUCAGUUCUUCCUGAGCCAGGUGACUAACCAUGUAAAAGUCAGAAUUCGACAAAGAUUGGAUGAACUCUGUCAGGAUCACUUGGUUUGUGACAUCUCUGAUUUGGAAGCAAUAUGCGAAGAAGUUCAACUGGAAGAGAUGAUUGCCACGAACAAGAUAUUUCGCAGAAGACGAGAUUUAAGUGGAAAGACCUCCAAUGGUUUCAAGAAGAGGCUUUCGCCUUUCGCCAACCGAGAGUUUCUGUUUAACUCGUCCAGACGAAGAUUUCCUCGAAAUGAAGAGGAUCGCGGAUUUGAAAAUAAAAGUCAAAGAGAUCCAGCCCGAUACGAAGACUUCGAGCCCGUUCGUUACAAGGAAAAACGUCAGAUGAUUCGGGUGGAUUUUCUCUUGACAGGCAAGAGUCUGCUAGAUAUGGAUAAUGGAACCAGUUGGACCAAAAUUGUGGAGGAAUUCAUCAGCGAUCUUCAUCAAGCCCAGAAUAACCUGGAACAAGCUUCUCGAACCGGGAGCUUGGAUCUGCACAUGGGGGGAAAACUACUCAUCUCAGACGGGCUCAUCUUUCGCACCAGUCAUUUUGAUUGCUCUCCUGGCACGAUGAAACGCGGAAAUAUGUGCGUCAAUUGUCCCGUGGGGAGCUAUUUCAAUGUCAUGUCCAAGGCUUGUGAACCCUGUCCAUCGGGAUCCUACCAACCCGAAGAGGCCCAACUCACCUGUCUGGUUUGUCCCGGUCAACGAUCCACUUUGUCCCAAGGAGCCACGUCGAGUCAGGAUUGCAAAGCCCAAUGUUUGCCUGGAACGUAUUCUGUGGACGGGUUGGCUCCGUGUACCACUUGCUCAUUUGGCCGUUUCCAGCCUCUCUAUGCCCAAAAUGAGUGUUUGUCUUGUCCAGAGGGAUUUGGCACCGAGAAUCGAGGCUCCCGUUUGCCACAAGAGUGUUUGGAUUUGUGCACCCCAGGAGAAGUUUCCGAAACGGGUCUAAGCCCUUGCUUUCCAUGCCCUCAGGGCUAUUUCCAACCGUUUCCAGGUCAGACAGGCUGCAUUCAAUGCCCCAAGGACAAUUGUCAAAUUGGGCAGGUGAUCAGCUCUAAGAUUUUGAGGUCGCUGCCCAGACUUGAGGUGAACGAUUGCUUCUCGCAACCUUGUGUGAACGGAGCGACUUGUUUGGCCUUAGAAGUGGGAUUUCAGUGCCAAUGUCCACCAGGAUUUAAAGGUCUCCUUUGUGAGGCUCCAAAUGAUCUGUGUGCCUCCAAUCCAUGUCUGAAUGGAGGGUUUUGUGCCAUGGACUUUUCAAUUGGAAACUACGCCUGUUCUUGUCCCGAUGGAUUCGGUGGAAUCGAUUGUGAGUUGAAUGAAGACGAGUGCAUAUCUGGUCCUUGCCAAAACGGAGCCGCGUGUGUGGAUGGCAUUAAUGAAUUCACUUGUGUUUGCCUUGACGGAUUUCAAGGUGAGGCUUGUGAGGACGAUAUUGAUGAUUGUUUGCCAGAGAACUGCUUGAAUGGAGGCAAUUGCAUAGAUGACAUAAACUCAUUCUCAUGCCAAUGCUCACCAGGAUUCAGUGGGCAAUAUUGCGAAGAUAGUGUGGAUACGUGCACCCCGAACCCCUGUCUAAACGGCGGGACUUGUCUCAAUGGAGUGCCAGGAUACUCAUGUGUAUGUUCCAAAGGAUAUCAAGGACCUGAUUGCGGACAAACCAACGAUGACGAUGAAUGCAAUCCUGAGCUCUGUCUGAACAAUGGAUGGUGCGAAAUCGGGCGGGACACUUGUUUUUGUCACUUCGGAUUUGCGGGAAAAUUCUGCGACCAAGAAUUGGUGCGGAACUUUUCAUUGGUGAUGGGAAGCCAUUCGAUGGGCGGAAACUUGGACUAUAUUCGGAUCCAUCGACCCGUUCCCGAUCUUACAGAGUUUAGUUUCUGUUUCUGGAUGAGAUCAGAGGAUCAGGACCGUUAUGGCACACCUUUCAGCUACGCAAUUGGCCCUCAAGAUAAUGAAAUUACCUUCACGGAUUAUUCGGGAUUCGUCUUGGCUGUCAAGGGAGACAAGGUCGUAACAGAUGUGACGGCCAAUGACGGAAAUUGGCACGCUCUUUGCGUUUGGUGGGAAUCGCAAAAUGGAAUCUGGGGCAUUGCGAAAGAUGGACACCGUGUUGACGGGGGUAACGGCUUGGCCACCAAUCAGACCGUUCAAGGCAAUGGAGUGCUGAUCCUGGGACAGGAACAAGAUUAUCUGGCCGGCAACUUUUCUACUCUCGAGUCGUUCCACGGCGAGUUGACAGCCUUUGAUUUUUGGCCGAAAGUUCGCCAAUUAUCAACUUGGGACCUUUGGCCCGAGGUGCCCAAGUGUCAAAGAAGAUCCGAGGCCGCCACUAAUUCUCCGGAAGAUGUGGCCAAAGUUUUUGACUGGACCGACGUGCUCGCCGACAUGAAGGGACUGAUUGUGAUUCGAGCCUUGGAUUUGUGUGCUCCUUGUCCAGAGUUGAGCGGCUCUUUCUUGGCCAAUGCCAGCCUUACUCGAUUGCCAUCCCCCCGGUUCCAACAGAUACAAAUCACGUGCGAUCCAGGGUUCAUUUUGGAAAAUGAGGACGAUGAUGGAACUCGAACAUGCACACCCAUGGGUCAAUGGACCGGCAAGCAGAUUCAAACGCCCCAAUGUCGAGAGAUCAAUUGCGGUUAUCCCGGUUACAUUUCCAAUGGAUUCAUUGUGGGCUCUUCAUUCGGAUAUCUUGAGACGAUUUCAUAUUCUUGCCGUCCGGGUUUCGCCCUCAAAGGAUCGGCUGAGAGGGUUUGCCAAAGCAGCGAACAAUGGGAACCCCUUGGUAAACCCACUUGCCAAGCACUAGGAUGCUCUUUAGAGAGUCGAUUUUUAAAAGAGCGCCAUCUGGUGAUCAGCUCCGCUCCCAAUUGGACCAUUUUGGACCCCGCGCCCCCCAUCAAAGUGCAAAUUGGUGGUCAAAUCGAGUUGGAAUGCCGUCCUGGUCACCGGAGACAUCUGGCCACGGAAACUUCCAGUCCGUCUCGGGCGUAUUUGCCUCGGCGAUUAGGGAUGUCAUCGGGACCAACGCAGGAUCCACUUAUGGACCCUUUUGUUGUUCCAUUUCAAUUGGAAUGCCUCUCCGAUGGGAGCUGGUCUGAAGAGGUGCCCUUUUGUACACCCAUCCCUUGUUGGAAGCCACCCAGGAUCGAGCAAGGCCGUGCCCUUCUAGGCCUUUCACAGACCUCGUUCGCUCCAGGAAGUAAGGUCAGAUAUGAAUGUGACCAUGGCUUCCAGUUCAGUGGGCGUCGGGAUCAUGUACUGUGCUUGAACUCGGGGGCGUGGUCCGAGCCCAAGCCACAGUGCUCUCGCGUGAACUGCGGCCAACCUCCUCUUAUUGACAACGGGCUGGUUGAAUUGGAGGGUACUCUCUUUAACCAAACGGUGUUGUACUUGUGCGAUCCCGGCUACCAAUUAAUCGGUCCCUCUUCGUUAACCUGCGGCAGAUCGGGUUCCUGGAUCGAGCCCAACCAACCAAGUCCCACGUGUCAUUUGAUCCAAUGUCCCGAGCCUCCCCAAAUAUCGAAUGCCCGUGUUCUUCGUUCUGGCUUGUCUUUUGGUGACAUGGCCCUUUACUCGUGUGGAAACGAUACCCAUGUGAUGAGGGGGAAACCCGAACUCACAUGCGAGCAAAAUGGAUCUUGGAACCCAGAACCACCCACAUGUUUGGUUCCCUCAUGCUCUUCGUUGCCAAGCUUGAGGCAACGAGGAUCCAGUUACGGUCUUGUCCAAAUAUUUCAAAUGGUUUUGGACCAAGUGGACAAUGAAGGCCCUUGGGAGAAGGGCGAAGAGAUCUUUUUAAAGUGCAAAAGAGGAUUUCGAACGCGAUCCAAUAAUUUACCCUCUCUUAAAUGCCAGUCCGAUGGGAGUUGGUCACGUCUAACCAAGGAUCCAUGCAUCCCGGAGCUUUGUGCCCUGGAUCCCAAGCCAAUGGGAUCCAAUUUGAAUAUGGAAUUCGAUUGGAUCGAGGAGCAAAGCCUCUCCAUGGGGAUGAUCGAUCAACUCAAAAUAGACAUGUCCUCACGGAAGAAAGAGUUGGACUCAUUUUCACUCUCAAUCGUUCCAAUCUCGCCAACUUUGGAGGUGGAGAGUGGGAAAUCUGAAUUUGUAGAGUCAUACCGACAUCAUCGAAAUCCAGACGAAUUCUCGUCCCUGAAUCCUCGAGAGGUUCGAGGUCAGAAGAAUUCGGAACAGCCUCGACAUUCUCACUCGAGUCUGGUCGGCGAGGAUCAUGGCAGUGGACCCAAUCUGAUCUCCUCAGGGCUUCAGGCAAACUUUCUUCAUCAUCAAAGAGCUGAUUUGGUGGAGGAAGUGGUGGAUGAAUAUUCGGAAUCAAAACCAAGGCCAGGCAAUCGUGGAAUGAGUCUGGUCGAAUCCGAACAAGUUACUUUCCAUCCGGUCGGAACACGAUUAAAGCUCUCCUGUCCAGUUGGGUUCCAGUUAUUCCAUCAGAAUUGGUCCACAUUUGAUUGUGUGGCAGAGGACACUUGGAACACGACCACUCAGAUUCACAUUUUGAGCCAACAGAAGUGUGUCCCCAGCGGAUAAUGAAUAAGUUAUUUGGUGAUAAACAAAACCUUUUCUGUUUGUGUCCAUGAGUGCAAAAGGUUGUAAGCGUGAGAAACAACCUACAGUUCAGUAGUACGUAGUUUGAAGUGAAUAAAGAGUCAACGAAAAGAUAA
Tigriopus californicus is the source of this 7580-nucleotide messenger RNA. RefSeq names its product sushi, von Willebrand factor type A, EGF and pentraxin domain-containing protein 1-like. The transcript is spliced from 37 exons. Gene Ontology annotation, molecular function: calcium ion binding. The record is from RefSeq and is a predicted model, not a curated record. Lineage: Eukaryota; Metazoa; Arthropoda; Copepoda; Harpacticoida; Harpacticidae. The coding region runs from base 262 to 7446 and encodes 2394 amino acids.